Molecule: messenger RNA, 1952 nt
Organism: Thunnus maccoyii (southern bluefin tuna)
Lineage: Eukaryota; Metazoa; Chordata; Actinopteri; Scombriformes; Scombridae
Gene: rtn2b
Product: reticulon 2b
Exons: 7
Coding region: 643-1272 (209 amino acids)
Source: RefSeq, a predicted model, not a curated record
AGUUAUUUGGUUAAGUAAUGACUUACGGAGUUGAGAGGUGUGUGUGGUUCCAGAUUUUGGUCUGACUGACUCUAAGAUGUCAACAGAGACAGUCGCAAGGAGCUGAAAUGUGCUGAAGAUAAUGUGCUCUGCAGAGAAAUAUGUCUUCCAUGCAUUUAAAAUGUGAUUGGUAAAUCAUCUCAAUCGUUUUUCUAUUACAGUGUGCCGUGUUAUGAUUCAAGCUCUAUAAUAAAUUCAUUAGUUUGUUAUGAAUGCUGCAUACUCAGCUGGAGGAGAUACUGUAGUGACCUACUAACACUGGUUGUGUUCUUAUUAAUCCUGAUUGGUGAUGAAUUUUACAUUAAAAGCUGUUCCUAACUAACUUUGAAGGCCUCUGGGUACAGGUCAGCCACUGACAGGCAGAGGAACCUUGAGAGUCUCUGAAAGCCGAGGGACAAGUACAUGUAUGCUGACGUCUCAAGUUCCCAAUUUGUGUGUGUGUGAGAGUGAGUGUGUGAAUCCAAACAGGGGAUAUCCAAUACAGGAUAAAAUUAGGCCAGCCAGGCCUUAUAUUGCUGACGGAGCUGGGGUGGCCAAAAAAAGCCUGGAGUGCAAGCCAACAAGCUCAAGAAAGAGAGGAGAGCAAGCUGGACUGCCGCUGAAAUGGCCACCAAACUUGUAGAUCUGGUGUAUUGGCGGAAAGUGAGGAAGACUGGUGUGGUGUUUACGGGGCUGGUGAUUGGUCUGGCCAGUAUGUUCCAGCUCAGUGCCAUCACCGUGAUCUCCCACAUCUGUCUGGGUGUCAUGUGUGUCACCUUCCCCCUCCGCCUCUACUAUAAGCUGCUGGAGCUGCUGCGCUGGAACCCCAGGGGGGAGCACCCCUUCCAGUCCCAUCUGGAUUACGACAGCUCUCUGACAGAUAAGGAGACAGUGAUGCUGGUGGAGGAGACGGUGUUACUGGUCGCGUUUGCUGUCACAGAAAUCAAACGCCUUCUUUUCAUCGACAGCAUGAUUGACUCUAUUAAGUUUGUUGUGCUUCUGUAUCUGUUGACCUACGUCGGUAUCAUAGCCAACGGACUGACUCUGCUGAUAGCUGCCGUGAUCACUGUUUUUUCCUUUCCUCUGUUGUACAAAAAACAGCAGCUGCGGAUGAGGAGGUUUGUUAGAGCGGUGAAAGCUUUUGUAAAGAAAAUCAGAAACAUGUUUUUCAGUAUGUAUGAUACAGUGAGUCCCUCACCUGCCCCCGCCCCUGCACCCGCGCCUGCCCCCAAACACAAAGUGAAGUCAAAGUAACACGUCGGUGGCAUGUUGAAAGCACCCAGGAUUUGGGAUUUGGAAAAUGUUGGAAUGGUAUGCUACAUCCUCUGUGGGGCCGCUGAAGGGGCCACUCAUUUCCAUUUGUCCGCCAUGAUGUUUGUUUACGGGAGCAAGAUUUAAUCGACCCUGACAGCUGAAACAAAGCUGCUAUUCACUCAUGAGGAGGGAGGGGAGCUGUAUGAGGAGAGGAAUUUUAUUUACUGAGAUGCUUUCUGUGGGCAGCGUUUAAUAUAACCGGUUCACACAUCUACUCCGAGCAGGGACAACACAGAAGAUCACUGUGUUUUUGGCGGCAACAGGUCUGUUUUUUUACACAAGUAGCGAUUGCCGUGUUCCUGUUGAGCUGCAGAAUCAUUCAUAACGAAGCAAUGAAGCAUUAUUGCUGCUUUCAUUAUUUAGCAUCAUUUAAUGUCAGCUUGGUAGAAUAAAACUGACAUGAACAUCACCAGCCAUUAAUUAACAUUAAUAGCUUUGUGCUUGCCAUGUUGAUGUAUUAGUAUUAGCUUUCUCUUAAGCAACUCCUUACAACUUAAAUGAGACUUAUAUAAGAAAUAAUGAGAGCUGAUUGUCCUCUGCUCUUCAUGUAAAUUGUGUUUAAUCAGGUUCAAACUGUGACUCCCUGCUUCUCUUGGGGUAGUCUGCUGAUUAAAGGUAGA